AUGAGCUCCAUUAAGCACCUGUUGAAGCGAGUUCUGCUCGGAACCUUCCUGCUACUCCAGCCAGCGUUGAGCGAAACCCAUGGGAAAUUACUUCCACGCUCAACUUCAACUUCAACCUCAACUUCAACUUCAACGGUAGAGGCAGCAGCGGCGGCGGCGGCGACAUGUAACGGCCGCACAGAAUACUGCACGCGCUCCUACUCAAACAUAACCUUCAUCGGCUCACACGACUCCGCUUUUGUCGGAGAACUACCACAGCAGAAUCAAAAUAUCAACAUAACAGCCCAACUAAAUAUGGGCAUUCGGUUUCUGCAAGCGCAAACGCAUCACGCUCUCUUAGACGAGAAUGUCAUUGAGUUGUGCCAUACAUCCUGUCUCCUGGAGGACGCGGGAACCCUACAGUCUUUCUUGGGUACCGUUAAGAACUGGCUGGAUGCAAAUCCCGAUGAAGUGGUAACUCUUCUCCUCACGAAUGGAGACUCGCUCGCUGUCAGCUUGUUCGGGGAUACUUUUUCCAACAGCGGAAUAACAGAUUAUGCGUUUGUACCGUCUUCCAAUCCUCUUUCUAUCGAUGAUUGGCCUACUCUCGGUGAUUUGAUCUCAAACGGGACGAGGUUGAUUGUGUUCUUGGACUACGGCGCCGACACCAGCACAGUAAACUACAUCCUCCCGGAAUUUAAUUAUUACUUCGAAACACCCUACGACGUAACAGACCGCACAUUCCCAAACUGCAGUAUUGACCGUCCAGCCGGUGCAUCAGCCUCAGGUCUUAUGUAUAUCGUCAAUCACUUCCUAGAUAUAGAUAUAUUAGGUAUCGAUAUUCCGGCCCGCGAAGCUGCGUCUAGCACUAAUGCUGCGACUGGCGAGGGCAGUAUCGGUGCUCAGGCAAGUGAGUGUGAGGCGCUUUAUAAUCGUGAGCCUAAUAUUGUGCUUGCGGAUUUUGUGGAUCAGGGUAAUGUGAUUGAAGCACAGAAUCAGUUGAAUGGGUUCUAG
Messenger RNA from Penicillium taxi, 993 nucleotides. RefSeq lists its product as uncharacterized. The coding region runs from base 1 to 993 and encodes 330 amino acids. Lineage: Eukaryota; Fungi; Ascomycota; Eurotiomycetes; Eurotiales; Aspergillaceae. The transcript has 2 exons. The record is from RefSeq and is a predicted model, not a curated record. Gene Ontology annotation, biological process: lipid metabolic process. Gene Ontology annotation, molecular function: phosphoric diester hydrolase activity.